AGCCACAGAGCAGCGGAUUGGAGGAGAGGCCCGGAAACGGAGCUUGGCGGCCAAUGGAUGCUGCUUUCUCUUCCGUGUAGCUCUGCCGCGGAGGGCGUGUAGCUGGUCGCUGUAGCAACCAUGGGGAGCUUGUUACAGUUUCUGAAGUUGGUGGGGCAGCUGAAGAGAGUGCCACGAACAGGCUGGGUAUACAGAAAGGUAGCAAAUCCAGAGAGUGUCUCGGAUCAUAUGUACAGGAUGGCAAUCAUGGCUAUGGUAACCGAAGAUAAAACACUCAAUAAGGACAAAUGUAUUCGACUGGCUCUGGUUCAUGAUAUGGCUGAAUGUAUAGUUGGCGACAUAGCUCCUGCUGACAAUAUAUCCAAAGAGGAGAAACACAGAAGAGAAGAGGAAGCUAUGAAACAUUUGACCGAAUUGCUGUCAGAAGAUCUGAGAAAAGAAAUUUUUGACUUGUGGGAAGAAUAUGAAUGCCAAUCUAGUGAAGAAGCAAGGUUUGUAAAACAGUUGGACCAGUGUGAGAUGAUCCUUCAAGCCUUGGAGUAUGAGGAGCUAGAGAAAAGACCUGGAACACUUCAAGACUUUUAUGACUCAACAACAGGAAAAUUUAGUCACCCAGAAAUAGUCCAGCUUGUGUCUUCGAUAAAUGCAGAAAGAAGUACAAAAAUAGCUGCGGCAAACAACGAUCUUCCAUCCUGAGUCACCUAUGAAAUGUAUUUAGCUGUAUCUAAAAUAAAUUAUUUUAUGAUCCCUGUA
Pogona vitticeps (central bearded dragon) is the source of this 753-nucleotide messenger RNA. It is a transcript of the gene HDDC2, whose product is annotated as HD domain containing 2. The record is from RefSeq and is a predicted model, not a curated record. NCBI's taxonomy places the organism in Eukaryota, Metazoa, Chordata, Lepidosauria, Squamata, Agamidae. Gene Ontology annotation, molecular function: 5'-deoxynucleotidase activity. Gene Ontology annotation, cellular component: cytoplasm.